Molecule: messenger RNA, 3012 nt
Organism: Rhincodon typus (whale shark)
Lineage: Eukaryota; Metazoa; Chordata; Chondrichthyes; Orectolobiformes; Rhincodontidae
Gene: dus4l
Product: dihydrouridine synthase 4-like (S. cerevisiae)
Exons: 6
Coding region: 1-810 (269 amino acids)
Biological process (GO): tRNA processing
Molecular function (GO): tRNA dihydrouridine synthase activity; flavin adenine dinucleotide binding
Source: RefSeq, a predicted model, not a curated record
AUGUCGCCCUCGAGACCGUACAUGUCACUCACAAACUGCGGGCGAUGUUCAAGCCCUGAAAUUGAUCGUCCUCUGGUUGUGCAGUUUGCUGCUAAUCGAUCACAGGAUCUAGCUGAUGCUGCUUGUAUAGUUUCUCCGUUUGCAGAUGGUGUUGACUUGAAUUGUGGUUGUCCACAAAGGUGGGCAAUAGCAGAAGGAUAUGGUGCUUGCCUAAUAAAUAAACCAGAAUUGGUUCAGGACAUGGUGCGUCAGGUCAGGAAUCAAGUGGAACAUCCUAAUUUUUCAGUCUCAAUUAAGAUAAGAUCUUUGGACAUCUCAGGCAGGAAUCCCACAAGAAUACACAAAGAUCUAGCAAGAACAGUAGAUCUCUGUCGAAAGGUUGAAGCGACUGGAAUCUCUUGGGUCACUGUCCAUGGCAGAACAAUAGAGGAACGACAUCAACCUGUGCACUAUGAUACAAUCAAGAUUAUUAAGGAAAAUUUAAAUAUACCAGUAAUAGCAAAUGGAGAUAUAAGGAGUCAUAAAGAUAUUGAUUACGUGCGUCAGUUCACAGGAGUUGAUGGUGUAAUGGCUGCACGAGGCCUUUUAGCAAAUCCUGCUAUGUUUGCCGGAUAUGACGAAACCCCUUUACAGUGUGUUCGGGACUGGGUUGACAUUGCUUUGGAACAUGGAACACCGUACACUUGUUUUCAUCACCAUUUGAUGUACAUGUUGGAAAGGAUAACUUCAAAGCAAGAGAAGAAAAUCUUUAAUGCGUUAUCAAGUAUGUCAGCUGUUCUUGAUUAUCUCUAUGACAAUUAUGGUUUAUGAGAUCGUAUAAUUUUUUUUAUAUAAUGUCUGCUAAGACGCACAUUUUAAAAGAUUUUAAAGGAUUUGAAAGAAAAUCACUCGCUGGGACCUGGUAAACAAACCUUUAGCAGAAAACAAGUUUUGAUGACCUUUUGACCUAGUACCUAGAAUGCCUGUGGUAACAAAGAAGUUACUAACUCCAGAUGUGUUAUUACAGAUAUAUUUCGAAUCAGUUAGGGUUGUAAGGUAGCUGUUUACCUUCUCAAUAGUUUUAACAUCAACAGUCUCUUAAGUAGAUUUGAGGACUUCAGUCUUUCACGCUAUUUUAAUGACAAAUCCGCAGGUGCUUAUUAAAUAAAAUUUUGUAUUUUACCAUUAGUUUUAAUUAUGUAAAAAUAAAUUCAGCUCACCAGGCUCACAGAUAGGGACACUUCCACUGCACCACAAGAACCCUUCGCUGUAUCUUUCAUGUUGUUGACAAGUGGCAUGAUGGGUUUCUCACUAUGCAACACAAGUUGUCAAAUAAGCUUGUUAAAUACCUUAUUCAUGACCAACUCGCUUCGUUAAUAUUCAGCUUCCAAUCUUACCAAACACCCAAACAAGACUGACAUCAGAAAUCUGAGCAGGUACCUGGUGAUUUUGCUCAUUGCUUGUGCAGAGACCUCCAUUGACAGAUACUGACAUCAACGUUAUGGGUUCUGGCCGCAUGUACCCCAUUAAGCAUCUGACAUGAGGACCUCGGGAUGCAGUGGCAACUAUCAUUGUAAUGCUGUAUCAAGAACACUGUGCGCUUAGGGACAGACACCCAGCUCAGGAACUGGAACCUGAGUCCCACUUGUGUACCACCCCAAAGCAAGACCUCCAGGUCCCCUGCCACAAGCAGGAUGCCAAUUUCCCCCAUCUGCCAUGUCCAGGGGAAAUGUCAGGAACCGUGCACAGCAGCUCAAGAUUGACCGUGCUUAUUUGGGUUCACAACAACCAUUCAAGAUGGUGCAGGUAAAAGGGUUGAUGGAUAUCUGGUGAAUGGCUAUUUCUGGGAAUGGCACAUGUUAAGAUGGGGAUAGAAUCACACACAAGGAUAGGGUGAAUCAGUAAUGAGGUGAAUUUGAUAAGAUACAAUGAGAAAUGUCAAUGUGAUAAUCCCUCCAAAAAAGUCAAUGCAGCUUAUACUUAGCCAAAAAAUCUAUGAUUCGGCCUCUUAUCUAAAAAUUCAGAGUUUUAAAAUAAUUGUAUCUUUUAGUGCGAGCCAACUCAGACCCCCACAAGGACUUAAGAUUCUACAUUUGCAGCUAAGUUGUCAUAAUUUAACUAUCUAGAAUUAACAAUCACAACACAUUUAAAAUGUCCAUUACUUUCUUGGUCUUCUGGAGCCCAUUUUAGACAUUGUACUUGUUGAUAGUGGAGGUGGGGAGGUGUAGUCAUGAAAGUGGAGUAACUAUAUAUUAUGGUGUUGGGAACAAUUUUUCUUGCUUGGUUCAAAAACUACUCUGCUCCUCAGCCUCAAAUUAGCUAAUGAGCUAAGACUGUACACUUUGAAAAGAUUUCUAUUUAAAAGUUGCUAAAAUACCCCACUGACCCAGCAUUUCUGAUCAGCAUAAACGCUGCUAUUCUGAUGAACUAAAUACCUAAAAUAACUACCUCCAUUCAUGAGAUCAAUGGAAUAGAAAUUCAUUAUGCUGAAUAGGGAUAAUUCUGUGCAUAAAAUCUGUUCCCAAAGGGUCUUGAGCUUUUUCACAUCAUGAAUAUAAUGCAGUGGACUAACUGCCAUGUUUAUGUCUAGAAAUACCCUAUUAUUCCAGGGAGGCGUCACACUCCAUCACAUAUGAUAUUGUAUUAGGAUAGAAGGUAACUUACCUUAGAUUUGUAUUUAGUAUAUGAAAAAAUAACAGUCAGUACACGGUCAUUUAACGUAGAUUAAAAUCCUAAGAUAUUUUGCAGAAGAAAGAAAUGAGCAAACCUUUGUGUAUUGACACUAUCAGUGUCACAUGUACUUUUGAGGCUCUCAAAGUGUUAGAGGCUGAGGAGCAGAGUAGUUUUUGAAGUGUUUGUAUUAUGUUGGUAGUUGGUGAUUGGAUUUGUUAUUGCAUUACAAUUAAAUUGUUUUUACAUUUUAAUACAAUAUGUUAAAUUAAGGGAGACUUAGUGGUAUUAUUACUGAACUAUUAACGUAGGGACCCGGGUUCAAAUUCUGCGUGGAAAUCUGGAAUUCAAAGUCUAGUGAUG